AUGUCUCUUCUAUUGGCUGCUGGCCUUAUGGCCGCACUCGCCGCUUCCCCAGCGGCCGCGUUUUGGCGACUUCCCUGCAAGUCACCAAUUGUUGUUGAACGUGCCGAUCCGAUCGUUCAACCGGGUCAGGUUUCUAACCAUUUGCAUACCAUCAUGGGAGGCAAUGGGUUCGACUUCACCAUGGACUAUAACGAUACUCAAAAGUCCACCUGUUCAUCUUGCACUGUUAUUGGUGACAACAGUAACUACUGGACCCCAACACUGUUCUACAGACAUCAGGACGGAACGUUUGAGAGUGUUCCCCAGAUUGGCGGUGCUACUGUCUACUAUCUCCAGAGAGGUGGCAAAGAUGAGAAGAUCAAGUCUUUCCCUCCUGGCUUCCGCAUGGUUGCUGGCAAUCCAUUCAAACGAGCUGGUGGUAACGAUUUUGCAACCCAAGCUAUCAGUUACAACUGCCUUGACUACAGUGGUAAUGGCAAACCAGAAACCCCCAACUUCCCAAAUUACAACUGCCCCAAUGGUCUCCGUGCUCAAGUCUUCUUCCCCUCUUGCUGGAAUGGGAAAGACCUUGAUGCUCCUGAUCACAAAUCGCAUAUGUCUUACCCUGCAAGUUCUUACAACUCUGGUGCUUGCCCGCCCGAGUUCCCCGUUCACCUCGUCUCCAUCUUCUUUGAAAUUAUUUGGGAUACCGCAAAAUUCGCCGACAAGUGGUAUGGCAAUGAGCAGCCAUUUAUUUGGUCUCAAGGUGACCCAACUGGUUACGGCGGUCACGGAGAUUUCCUUAUGGGAUGGGACCCAGACCACCUCCAAGACGCCAUUGAUCAAUGCACAAAUGACAGCGGUCGUGUUGAGGAUUGCCCCGUCUUCGAUCUCAUCCCAGACAAGCAAGCCCAGGGCUGCAGAGUCCCAUCAGGUGUCAAUGAGCCUGUCAGUGGUAUCUUGAAGGCUCUUCCAGGUUGCAAUCCCGUACAGCCAGGUCCCAAGGCCGAACCACAGCCGAACACUUGUGGCGCCCCCUUCGAUAUCUCUUACUCAGGCAAGAAGGACUAUACCGAUCUUACCUCGAAAGGAUGGGGUUACAUGGGAUGUGGUACUGACAACUACUACAACCGUGCCUUGACAGGUGCUAGUCAGUCCAACGACAAGAUGACCAACGAGAAUUGUGUUGCUUUCUGCGAAAGUAGAGGAUUUUCUAUCGCUGGUACAGAGUAUGGCCGAGAAUGCUACUGUGGAAACUCUCUACCAGACGGUGCCAAGCCCAUUCCUGGAGUUGCUGGUAGCUGUACUAUGCCUUGUGUUGGCAACACUGAUGAGUUCUGUGGCGCUGGAGGUGCCAUAUCCCUCUACUCGAAGUGUUCCGGCGAAUGUACGAACGCUGGAGGUGGUGCAGCUCCUCCUUCUACCAAGCCAUCCACUUCUGCCGCUCAAUCCUCAGCUGCCAGUACAAAAGCUUCUACAAAACCUGCCACACAGCCUACAUCUGCGGCAGCCACCUCGCCUGCUCCGGUAACUACCACCCCUUCUUCUGAUUCAGCGCCUUCGGAAUCCACAGCCCCAGGAGACACUGUCUCAUCCGAUAUAAAUGCUUCGGGUGGUUCAGAUGUCAAAGAUACAGAUGCCUCCAUCUCUCCUGAAACAACCUCGACAAGCGGAGCUGAUGCCGCAGCUACAAGUGAUUCUGGUACCUCUGAUACAAGUUCAUCAACUGGUCCAGACGUCACAGCUGCAACAGAAACGACUUCACCUGAUUCGAGUACAUCGGAUGAGGUCGUUACUUCAGUCAUCACAGUUGUUAAACGCUACGUCGCCUCUCCGUAUUCCCUGCUCCUAAGCCCAACGUCCAUUAGCAAUUAA
Exophiala bonariae is the source of this 1854-nucleotide messenger RNA. RefSeq lists its product as uncharacterized. NCBI's taxonomy places the organism in Eukaryota, Fungi, Ascomycota, Eurotiomycetes, Chaetothyriales, Herpotrichiellaceae. The record is from RefSeq and is a predicted model, not a curated record. The coding region runs from base 1 to 1854 and encodes 617 amino acids. The transcript is spliced from 3 exons.